GCUUUGGUUGUUGACAGUGUUGUUGUGUUUGUUGUUUAUGCUGUUGUUAUGUUGUUAAGAUACAAUGGCACAAGGCAGGGAAAAUGAGGUUUAAGUAUGUGUUCAGAAAAUAGACAAAACCCGUAUCAGUGACCUCUCCACUUCCCACAUACUGGAACAUGCUUAAGAGCAAGUCUGCAUGGAAACGUAACCAUAAGGGGAAACACUGAGUGGCAUUAAAGGACGACUCAGAGUCACUGCUGAAACACUGAGGCAUUAAAGGACGACUCAGAGUCACUGCUGAAACACUGAGGCAUUAAAGGACGACUCAGGGUCACUGCUGAAACACUGAGUGGCAUUAAAGGACGACUCAGAGACACUGCUGACGAAUUGCUCUCUAAAGGGUGUGCUGUCCCCUCUGUGAGCGUGCGUCUUCACGAUGACUGACCCUGCGAUGGAGCUGCCGUUCUACUACGGCAGCAUCAGCCGCGCGGAGGCCGAGGAGCAGCUGAAGCUGGCCGGCAUGUCCGACGGCCUCUUCCUGCUGCGGCAGUGCCUCCGCAGCCUGGGUGGCUACGUGCUAUCGCUGGUCUGGAACCUGCAGUUCAACCACUACCCCGUGGAGAAGCUGCUGAACGGCACCUACUGCGUGUCCGGGGGCAAGCCCCACUGCGGCCCGGCCGAGCUGUGCGAGUACUACAGCAAGGACGAGGACGGGCUGGUGUGUACCCUCAGGAAGCCCUGCCUGCGCACCGCCGACACCCCCAUCCGCCCCGGCGUCUUCGACACCCUCAGGGAGAACAUACUGCGAGAGUAUGUCAGAAAGACCUGGAACCUGGAGGGAGAGGCCAUGGAGCAGGCCAUCGUCAGCCAGGCCCCUCAGCUGGAGAAGCUGAUCGCCACGGGCGCCCACGAGAACAUGAACUGGUUCCAUGGGAAGAUCGCCCGGCAGGAGGGCGAGAGACGCCUCUACUCAGGCACACAGCCAGACGGCAAGUUCUUGGUGAGACAGAAGGAUGACACCGGCACCUUUGCGCUUUCUCUCGUGUACGGUAAAACCGUCUACCAUUACCAAAUCCAGCGGGACAAAACGGGAAAAUACUUAAUGCCAGAGGGAACAAAGUUCGACACGGUGUGGCAGCUGGUGGAGUAUCUGAAGAUGAAGCCCGAUGGCCUGGUGACUAUACUCAAGGACCCCUGUGUCAAUCGCAAUAAUGCCGCAAAUGCUACUCCUGCUGUGCCACCUGGGAGACUAGACAGGAGAUCAGGGAAUGGAUACACACCGGCCCCUGUUACCACUGAUUCCAGCAUGAGGUUGGAGACUCUGAAGGAUCGGCCGGCCAUGCCCAUGGACAGCUCUGAGUUCACAAGCCCUUACGAUGACCCAGAGGAGCUGAAGGAAAAGAAGCUGUUCCUCAAGAGGGAGCAGCUGAUGAUUGAUGAGGUGGAACUGGGUUCGGGGAACUUCGGCUGCGUCAAGAAAGGCGUCUACAAAAUGAGGAAGAAACACGUUGAUGUGGCCAUCAAAGUCCUGAAGAGUGAGAACGAGAAGGGCGUGAAGGACGAGAUGAUGCGGGAGGCGGAGAUCAUGCAUCAGCUGGACAACCCGUACAUCGUGCGCAUGAUCGGCAUAUGCCAGGCUGAGUCCCUCAUGCUGGUCAUGGAGAUGGCUUCCGGUGGGCCUCUCCACAAGUUCCUUUCCAGCAAGAAAGACCAGGUGUCUGUGGAGAACGUGGUGGAGCUGAUGCACCAAGUCUCUCUGGGGAUGCUCUACCUGGAGCAGAAUAACUUUGUGCACAGAGACCUGGCCGCCCGCAACGUGCUGCUGGUCAACCAGCACUACGCCAAAAUCAGUGACUUCGGCCUGUCAAAAGCCUUAGGAGCCGACGACAACUAUUACAAGGCACGCUCAGCAGGAAAAUGGCCGCUGAAAUGGUAUGCUCCAGAGUGUGUGUUAUUCCACAAGUUCUCCAGCAAAAGUGAUGUCUGGAGCUUCGGCGUGACCAUGUGGGAAGCUUUCUCAUAUGGAGGGAAGCCGUAUAAGAAAAUGAAAGGACCCGAGGUGAUGAGUUUUAUUCAGAAUGGCGAUCGAAUGGACAGUCCUCCAGGAUGCCCUGAGACGAUGUACACUGUGAUGUUGGACUGCUGGACAUUCAAGCAUGAGGACAGGCCCAGCUUCGCCAAGGUGGAGGAGCGCAUGAGGACCUUCUACUACUCCAUCUCCAAGAAGAGCCCUUCGGAGGUCCCUGAACCUGUCGAAUAGUGACCCCGACCUCUGCCCUUUGACCUAUGUGCCAUGGCGACCCCUACCAAUAUCAUGCAGCCCAUACCAGCUAGCUAAUCAUUUACAACCCAUGGGUCUGAAGCAGUUUUCCGCAUUAAACUCUUGAUUGAAUUGCAUUUUUUACAACUCAUGAAUUGUGUUUCUUGCUUGGGAUAACAAAUUACAAAGUGGUCUUUUCAAUCAAUCCUCUUUUCUUGAAUAUAAAGGGAAAAAUCCUCCUAUGCUGUUAUCCAGACUGCUUAGGAUAUGCAUGAUGCAAGUGCUUCUUUGCAAAGUAUAUGCACCUCAUAACUUAUUUUUUUCCACUUAAAUAGGCCUACUUAUUGACCAUGUGUCCAUGUGCUUUUUUAAAGAGACAAAAAUAAAAUAAUAUGAUAGAGUAUGGCAUGAAUUUGAGAAAUGAAUAUGCAUUUAAGCAAUAAAGAUAAUUUUGUCUGUUAAAGAA
This is a messenger RNA of Clupea harengus (Atlantic herring), 2708 nucleotides long. It is a transcript of the gene zap70, whose product is annotated as zeta chain of T cell receptor associated protein kinase 70. The record is from RefSeq and is a predicted model, not a curated record. Gene Ontology annotation, molecular function: ATP binding; non-membrane spanning protein tyrosine kinase activity. Gene Ontology annotation, cellular component: cytoplasm. Lineage: Eukaryota; Metazoa; Chordata; Actinopteri; Clupeiformes; Clupeidae. Gene Ontology annotation, biological process: intracellular signal transduction; protein phosphorylation.